Messenger RNA from Salvia hispanica, 1847 nucleotides. NCBI's taxonomy places the organism in Eukaryota, Viridiplantae, Streptophyta, Magnoliopsida, Lamiales, Lamiaceae. The record is from RefSeq and is a predicted model, not a curated record.
AUACUAUGAUAAAAUGAUACUUUUACUGAUUUGUAGGUAUGUACAUUCCUGUUUGUGAUGAUGCUUUGAAGCCAAUGAUUGGUAUGAAAUUCAAUACAUUAGUAGAAGCAGUUGGUUUCUAUGAACAUUAUGCUCGUUCAGUUGGUUUUGGCAUUCGUAAAAUGGGUAACAAAUCAGUUCAAGGUAUUACUAAGUGGCAGUAUUUGGCUUGCAACAGACAAGGCUCUAAGAAUUUUAUACCUGGUCAUGCAUCCCAAUCAACUGAAGUGUCUUUUAAGAAGCGUAGGUGUCGGUCAUUUAGGUGUGAAUGUCUUGCUAAGCUCAAUUUGAGAUAUUAUUCAGAUGGCAAGAGCAGAGGAUAUGAGGUUUAUCAGUUUGUUGAGUAUCAUAAUCACUUAAUGGUUGCGGAUGAGCAUAGGCAUUUUAUGAUGGCCAAUCGCAAUCUGGAUCCUAUUCAUCGGAGGUUUAUGGAGGAUUGUGGCAGGUGUAAUAUUGGUCCCACUCUCACAUUCAAACUUUUGAAGGAGAUAAUGGGUGGACCUGAAAAUGUUGGAUGUGAUAUUAUUGAUAUUAGAAAUGGUUAUCGUGAUAUUAUGUCCAAUAUUGAUGGUUCAGAUGCUCAAAUGAUUUUUGAUUAUAUGCGUUCUCAAAAGGAAUCAUCUGAUGCCUUCUAUUAUGAAAUUGAGAUAGGAUCUCAUGGAAAGUUAACUAGACUCUUUUGGGCUGAUGCUAUUUCAAGACGAAAUUAUCAUAUGUUUGGAGAUGUAAUUUCAUUUGAUUCAACAUACAACACUAACAGGUAUUGCAUGAUUUUUGCUCCAUUCACUGGAAAAGAUAACCAUUCUAGACCAGUUACAUUUGGAGCUGGCUUGUUAUCAAGUGAAGGUAGAGAAUCCUAUUCUUGGUUGUUUGGCUGUUUUGUUCGAUGCAUGGGGGUAGCACCCAAAUUGAUUAUCACUGAUCAAGAUUGGGGGAUCAAACUUGCUGUUCAACAAGUACUUUUACAAACAAGGCACCGAUGGUGUAUGUGGCAUAUCAUGGUUAAGGUGUCAGAUAAGUUGCCCAAAUCUUUACUUGGUAAUGAAGAUUUCAAAAAAGAGUUGAAUGCAUGUGUUUGGUCUGAUUUGUUAGAGCCUGAUGAGUUUGAUAUAAUAUGGAAUGAUAUAAUGGAACGGUAUGGAUUAGAAGACGUGCACUGGUUUGGAUCAAUGUUUGAAGAUAGAGAAUUCUGGGUUCCUGCUUAUUUUCGAGAUUUUCCCAUGGGGUCGCUUCUUAGGACUACAUCGAUGUCUGAAUCGGAGAAUAGCUUUUUUAAAAACUACACAAAGCCACGUGCAAAUCUUGUACAGUUCAUCAAUUUCUUUAAUUAUGCUGUGGGAGAUCAAAGGAAUGCCAAUUCACGAUUGAACUACUUGGAUUACUCAACUAUUCCUGAUUUGUCAACCCAAUUGCCUAUUGAGAAGCAUGCAUCUACAAUCUACACUGAUUCUAUUUUCAAACAUGUACAACAGGAAAUAAGUAUGGUAUGUGAGAUUGUUUCUAUAACUACUGUUGAGGAUAACAUCAAGAUGCAUCAGGUCAAGGACCAAUAUGGUAGAACAUGGGAUGUUAAGUAUGAUUGUAAGCAAGACACAUUCGACUGUAGUUGCAAGAAGUUUUCCAGAAUUGGUUUGUUAUGUUGUCAUAUAUUUUGUUUGUUGAAGAAUAAGUCUGCUAAUCUCAUUCCUGAGAAAUAUUUUGGUCGAAGGUGGUUGAAGAGCUCUUUACUAAAGGCAGCCCAUGGUCUACCAUCUGAGGAACAACAACCAUUUGAACGUGUGCUCCAUUUUUAACCUUAUUUGUAAAAA